This is a messenger RNA of Stegastes partitus (bicolor damselfish), 4120 nucleotides long. RefSeq names its product REST corepressor 3 (gene rcor3). Gene Ontology annotation, molecular function: transcription corepressor activity. Gene Ontology annotation, cellular component: histone deacetylase complex; transcription regulator complex. Gene Ontology annotation, biological process: regulation of transcription by RNA polymerase II; negative regulation of DNA-templated transcription. The transcript has 12 exons. Bases 74 to 1738 code for a protein of 554 amino acids. The record is from RefSeq and is a predicted model, not a curated record. Lineage: Eukaryota; Metazoa; Chordata; Actinopteri; Pomacentridae.
GAAAGGCGUCCAGCUCCUGCUGACAUUUUCUGUUCCGACUCAGCAGCUAAAAACCGGGAAUCAGAGCGCAGAGAUGCCGGGGAUGAUGGAUAAAGGCUCGGAUUAUUUGGGGAAAGGUCGCUCGAACGGCACCAAGAGUCCGUCCAACGCUUCUAACGGACAUUUUUCUGACGAAAGCGGCAGCGACGACGAACACGAUGUGGGGAUGCGGGUCGGAGCCGACUAUCAGGCCAACAUUCCUGAGUUUGAGCCCGGUUCCACCAAGUACACAGAGAAAGACAGCGGAGGGAUGCUGGUUUGGUCUCCGUAUCACACCAUCGUGGACUCAAAAUUGGAUGAGUACAUCGCUAUCGCCAAAGAGAAACAUGGGUACAACGUGGAGCAGGCUCUUGGGAUGCUCUUCUGGCACAAACACAACAUUGAGAAGUCUCUUGCCGACCUGCCAAACUUCACGCCAUUCCCAGACGAGUGGACGGUGGAGGACAAGGUGCUGUUUGAACAGGCCUUCAGCUUCCAUGGCAAGAGCUUCCACCGCAUCCAGCAGAUGUUACCAGACAAAUCCAUCUCCAGCUUGGUAAAGUACUACUACUCGUGGAAGAAGACACGGUCCAGAACAAGUCUGAUGGACCGACAGGCUCGUAAACUGGCCAACAGGAGUAACCAGGACGACAGUGACGAGGAGAUGGAGGACGCCAAUCCCAUUGAAGCCAACGACAGCGACUAUGAUCCCAACAAGGAAACCAAGAAGGAGAACCAGACUGAGCCGGUGGUACCGGGCUCUAAGGUGGCUUUGGGUAGACGGGAGCACCAGACCCUGCAGCACCGACACCACCAGCGCUCCCGCUGCCGCCCCCCCAAAGGCAUGUACCUGACCCAGGAGGACGUGGUGGCCGUGUCCUGCAGCGCCUCUGCUGCCAACACCCUCCUCCGUCAGCUGGACAUGGAGCUGGUGUCCCUCAAAAGACAGGUUCAGAACGCCAAACAGAUGAACAGUGGACUGAAACACAUGUUGGAGACGGGGAUCGAAGACUUCCGGCUGCCUGAGUGUAACCAGAAGGUGAACGCCCGCUGGACCACGGACGAGCAGCUUCUGGCUGUUCAAGGUGUCAGGAAGUACGGGAAAGACUUCCAGGCCAUUGCAGACGUCAUUGGAAACAAGACUGUGGGCCAGGUGAAAAACUUCUUUGUGAACUACCGGCGGCGAUUCAACCUGGAGGAGGUGCUGCAGGAGUGGGAGGCGGAACAGGGAACUCGAGCUCCUAAUGGAGACAGCGCCACCUCUGGAGAGGAGGGGAAGAACAGCUCGACCACUCCGUCAGGAAAGAGCACUGACGAAGAGGACGAGGAGGGUCAGGUGACCUCCUCAGGUGCAUCUCCUGCUGCCUCUUCUUCUUCUGCAGCUCAGACUCCGGUGACGUCCAACGCCUCCUCCUCGUCCUCCUCCCUCCACCAGCCCCCUCCUCUCCUGCGGCCGACCCUCCCGGCCACACCCUCCCUCCAUCGCCAGCCUCCACCCCUCCAACAGCAGGCCCGCUUCCUGCAGCCCCGGCCCACUCUGCAGCAGCCCCCGCCUCUCAUCCGCCCCUCCAACCCGCUGCCCCCUCGCCUCAACCCUCGCCCUCCUGCCCCGCUGACCCUCGGUGGCAGCUCCGGGGGAUCGGGCCCUAGCGCUGCUCUGCAGCCGUCCGGCCUGGCUGCCCACCAGUCGGACACAGCCUCGUCUUCCUCCCUCCACUAGCAAACGUCCAGCUGAGCUUCUGUUCAGGAUACUGAAGAGAGGGGAUGUUAAGUUUGAACCUGAAAGCUGUCUGCAUGCCCGCUGCAUUCAGGUCCUGUGGGUGAAUCCGACUGAAUUAGAAACAACAGAUUUUCACUGCUGCUGAUCAGCUUCUCCACUCUGACUGAACAAGAGCAUAAAGGUCACACAUUUACACAAAUCUAAGUCUCAAAUAGUUUGUUUUUAAUGUUUAGGGAAAAAAUUGUUCUGGGUUUCCAUCUGUGUGUCCCCGGGUCCGUACAUGCAGCCCUGUAGGUUUAGGGGUCUUGAGUUUUAAGAUCUUCGUUUUAUAAAGGAGGCUGAAAUAGAAGGCUUUCAUUUUGCAGAUGUCAACAGAAAGUGUGCAGACUAUUAAAUCAGAGCCUUGUAACAUCCACUAGUCCUCAGCAGGUGUGUCAUCCCACAGGGCUCGGUCCUGGAUCCCUUUGUUUUUACCCUAAAUGUCUCCAGCUGGUCUUAACUGUACAAGUACAGUGAUGUUUGGAGCUGUGUGAGGCUGUACUGAGUGAAACCUUGACUUAAUGGCUGACGUCAGCAUGCUAACAUGUGCACAACGACAACGUUGUAUUAAAUUAGCAGGUAUAGUGUUAGCAUGCUAACAGUUGUCAUUAGUUUUGCAGGUAUUUUUAGCUAAUGGUGGCACAAGAAAAGUGAAAAGUCAGAGGACUACCAAAGUUUUUAGAAUUCCUCCAUCCUUCCGUCCAUCUUUAUUUUUCUAGAGCGAGGCCGUAACCCAACAGGCCAACAGCGAUGGUGGACAGAAAGCUGCCUGUAGACAAACUCCCACCAAUCGGAGAACAAGAAGUUCUGUAAAUCCAGACCUUGAGUCAGUGUGAUGUUGUUUCGUAUGAAGCUCCUGAUUUGUUGGAAUCUGUGCCUGUCAGGCUUCACGGUUACAUCUGCAGUGGGAUGGAACCCUUUAGAUUGUAAUGACUCCAUGACCGUGUCCUCUAGCGCCACCCACAGGAAGAACUUUACAUUUUUUAAGGAGAUAAGUCAUCAGGAUGUUAUUUAUCCAUAAUUGUGGCUGUAAUUAAGGCUACAGCUGCUACAGGACACCAGCAGGGCUAUUAGCAUCCUUCUGGUGACUUUCUGUGUUUUCCUUCAACCGAUUAGAUUCAAGCCUAAAAUCUGAAUACUUUAUGACCCAGCUCUGGUUGUUGCUCUCAGUUCAGUCCAUUGGUUUCUGCUAAAGAUCUUUAAGAAAGACUCAGACAAAGAUGUGUGGUUUAGUCAGCUGGCCAACAGCAGGAGCAAACGGUGUGUUUAUGGUGAUGAAGGAAGACCCAGAGCAGCAGUGCUGCUUCAGCUCUGCACAUGGGCUUUACUGUAGAGAAAUACCGUACAGAAAAUCAUCACAACUGUGACCCAUGUGCAUGAAAUCAGUCGCUUUGCGCCUCGGGCUGCAUCCCAGUUAGCCUGAACUACGUUACCACAUGAUGAAGUAUUGAUUUGGGUUUGCUACGUAGAUCCAUGUCGUCCUUUAAUGACAGAGCGUAGUGACGUCACGCCGUCAAAUACCGUCAGCGUGCACGAGCACUGACACCAGAAAGAAGGAAAUCAUGUGUGUGCACACACUGCGAGCAACGUGUCGCUGCCAGCCAAUCCUGUCCUGUGAUUUGGGUCUUGUGGGGGCAACAUGCCGCUUUAGUUUAGGCAUAAUGGCCCGAGGCGUGAUGCAACUGGUUUGGUGCAGCCGGGUCACGUUUAUACUCUGAUGCUCUGCUACUGAGCCAAAAUGGUUGGUGGCAGUUUGCAGGAUGUGUUCCCCGGGAUGGCCCUGUGUCCAUGGCAACCAGUGGCAGCGACGUCAUGGUGAUGACUGACCUACAGGCGUCAGUGUUGUGUACAGUAGCAUUAGACAUCAACGUGUACAGUUUGGUAUGUUUUUGGAUAACUUGUCCAGACCUUGUUCGUUAACUCAAAACAGCUGCAGUACAUCUGGUUUUAUAGGUGAUUUGAUGCUUCUGGAACCACGAAACUUUUAAAUGAAACAUGUUCCUUGCUGUUCUAUUGAUUGUUCUGUUUUUGGGUUUCCUGUUUCCUACUUGAACAUUCAUUUGGAAACUGAAAACGUCAUCGUCCCCUGGACUCAUCAUGUGAACCUCAUGUGCCGUCUGUCUCGUCUUUCCAUUAUUUAUUCUUCUUCUCCUGGUGCUACCAGUUUGGACUUGGUGUAAAAUAUCAUUGUGGAAGUGCUCUUAAUGCUUUUUGGACAGAUGUGUAUCACAGCAUUAAAUGUAACUGGAAUCAUACGUGGAGUCUUUGAGUUUCAGUGGAACCUGUGAACAGAUUGAUGUUAGUUGGAGCUGCUGUUCUCAUUAAAACGCCGUUUGUACCGUC